CCUGGAAUUCGGAGCCCCGUCGGCACCAGCACCGAAGCCCAGCUCGUGACGAGCACAGAGGUCCUGGAAAAGAAAAUGAAGGGGUUGUGCAAUAGCUGAAAACCUGGGCAGCCCUUCCAGGCGCGUCCUCAACUGGGCGUCAAACUCUGGCAAAAAGUUUGCCCUUUGCCCCGGAUCCCUCACAUCAGAGAGCACCGCAGGGACGGUACAGCCUGGAGAGGACUAAUGGGAUCGGGGAAGGGCCAAAAGAAGUUGGGGAACUCUGACUCUUCUCAGUGUUUAAAAAGCAGAGGCCGGGCGCGGUGGCUCACACCUGGAAUCCCAGCACUUUCGGAGACCUAGGCGGUGGAUCACGAGGUCAGGAGUUCGAGACCAGCGUGGCCAACAUGGUGAAACCCCGGUCUCUACUAAAAAAAUGAAAAUCUGCCCGGCGCGGUGGCGGGCGCCUCUAAUCCCAGCUACUCUGGAGGCUCAGGCAGCGAGGCGCUUGAACCCAACCCCUGAGGCGGAGGUUGCAAUGAGCCAAGAGCGCGCCACUGCACUCCAGCCCACAGCAAGACUCUGUCUCAAAAAAAAGAAAAAGGAAAAAGAAAGCAGAGGUGCCUCGGAAGGCCUGAAGGUUGAGGAGUCUAGCAGUGCGCCUGGAGACCAACGGCACUAGAGGGUAUCCUCGCCCUGCCCUAGGGCUCCCCGUUCCGCCCCCUGCCGCCAAGCAAGGAAUCCGGCGCCGCUGGUCGGGGCGUAGUAUUUACGACAGUGCUGGCGCUUUCCGGCCAGCCGCACAGCUGCUGACGCGUCGGGAGGCGGAGCCUAGGGAAGCGAAUUUUCCUGGCGGCAGCUGUGCAGACGCUGCUGCUGUGACCCACCUGCCUCUUCCGCGGAGCAAUGGCAGUGUCUGCCAGGUCCGCGCGGACCCCGCCCAGCUCAGAUAAAGUACAGAAAGACAAGGCUGAACGGAUCCCAGGGCCCAGGCAGGGCAGUCGAAUGGGGAAACUCUUGGGUUUUGAGUGGACUGAUUUGUCCAGCUGGUGGAGGCUGGUGACCUUGUUGAAUCGACCAACGGACCCUGCAAGCCUGGCUGUGUUUCGUUUUCUUUUUGGGUUCUUGAUGGUGCUAGACAUUCCCCAGGAGCGGGGGCUCAGCUCCCUGGACCGAAAAUACCUUGAUGGGCUGGAUGUGUGCCGCUUCCCCUUGCUGGAUGCUCUACGCCCACUGCCACUUGACUGGAUGUACCUUGUCUACACCAUCAUGUUUCUGGGGGCACUGGGCAUGAUGCUGGGCCUGUGCUACCGGAUAAGCUGUGUGUUAUUCCUGUUGCCAUACUGGUAUGUGUUUCUCCUGGACAAGACAUCAUGGAACAACCACUCCUAUCUUUAUGGGUUGUUGGCCUUUCAGCUGACAUUCAUGGAUGCAAAUCACUACUGGUCUGUGGAUGGCCUGCUGAAUGCCCGUAGGAGGAAUGCCCAUGUGCCCCUUUGGAACUAUGCAGUGCUGCGUGGCCAGAUCUUCAUUGUGUACUUCAUCGCGGGUGUGAAAAAGCUGGAUGCAGACUGGGUUGAAGGCUAUUCCAUGGACUAUUUGUCCCGGCACUGGCUCUUCAGUCCCUUCAAACUGUUGUUGUCUGAGGAGCUGACUAGCCUGCUGGUUGUGCACUGGGGCGGGCUGCUGCUUGACCUCUCAGCUGGUUUCCUGCUCUUUUUUGAUGCCUCAAGAUCCAUUGGCCUCUUCUUUGUGUCCUACUUCCACUGCAUGAAUUCCCAGCUUUUCAGCAUUGGUAUGUUCUCCUACAUCAUGCUAGCCAGCAGCCCUCUCUUCUGCUCCCCUGAGUGGCCUCGGAAGCUGGUGUCCCACUGCCCCCAAAGGUUGCAAGAACUGCUGCCCCUCAAGGCAGCCCCUCAGCCCAGUGUUUCCUGUGUGUAUAAGAGGAGCCGGGCCAAAGGUGGCCAGAAGCCAGGGCUGCGCCAUCAGCUGGGAGCUGCCUUCACCCUGCUGUACCUCCUGGAGCAGCUAUUCCUGCCCUAUUCUCAUUUCCUCACCCAGGGCUACAACAACUGGACAAAUGGGCUGUAUGGUUAUUCCUGGGACAUGAUGGUGCACUCCCGCUCCCACCAGCAUGUGAAGAUCACCUACCGUGAUGGCCGCACCGGUGAACUGGGCUACCUUAACCCUGGGGUAUUCACACAGAGCCGGCGAUGGAAGGAUCACGCAGACAUGCUGAAGCAAUAUGCCACUUGCCUGAGCCGCCUGCUUCCCAAGUAUAAUGUCACUGAGCCCCAGAUCUACUUUGAUAUUUGGGUCUCCAUCAAUGACCGCUUCCAGCAGAGGAUUUUUGACCCUCGUGUGGACAUUGUGCAGGCCGCUUGGUCCCCCUUUCAGCGCACAUCCUGGGUGCAACCACUCUUGAUGGACCUGUCUCCUUGGAGGGCCAAGUUACAGGAAAUCAAGAGCAGCCUGGACAACCACACUGAGGUGGUCUUCAUUGCAGAUUUCCCUGGACUGCACUUGGAGAAUUUUGUGAGUGAAGACCUGGGCAACACUAGCAUCCAGCUGCUGCAGGGGGAAGUGACUGUGGAGCUGGUGGCAGAACAGAAGAACCAGACUCUUCAAGAGGGAGAAAAAAUGCAGUUGCCUGCUGGUGAGUACCAUAAGGUAUAUACGACAUCACCUAGUCCUUCUUGCUACAUGUAUGUCUAUGUCAACACUACAGAGCUUGCACUGGAGCAAGACCUAGCAUAUCUACAAGAAUUAAAGGAAAAGGUGGAGAAUGGAAGUGAAACAGGACCUCUACCCCCAGAGCUGCAGCCUCUGUUGGAAGGGGAAGUUAAAGGGGGUCCAGAGCCAACACCUCUGGUUCAGACCUUUCUUAGACGCCAACAAAGGCUCCAGGAGAUUGAACGCCGGCGAAAUACUCCUUUCCAUGAGCGAUUCUUCCGCUUCUUGUUGCGAAAGCUCUAUGUCUUUCGCCGCAGCUUCCUGAUGACUUGUAUCUCACUUCGAAAUCUGAUAUUAGGCCGCCCUUCCCUGGAGCAGCUGGCCCAGGAGGUGACUUAUGCAAACUGGAGACCCUUUGAGCCAGUUGGAGAACUGAGUCCCUCAAACAUGGAUUCUUCACAUCCUAAUCCUCCUGAGUCAAAUCCUGAUCCUGUCCAUUCAGAGCUCUGAAGGGGGCCAGAUGUUGGCUGUAGUGGAGAAGCGGGCGGCGGCCACAGACCCAUUCUAUAUGAUGGACAUUUAUUUGAAAAUAAUUCUCAAAAUUUUUUUACUUUU
This is a messenger RNA of Callithrix jacchus (white-tufted-ear marmoset), 3267 nucleotides long. RefSeq names its product gamma-glutamyl carboxylase (gene GGCX). Lineage: Eukaryota; Metazoa; Chordata; Mammalia; Primates; Cebidae. Gene Ontology annotation, biological process: peptidyl-glutamic acid carboxylation. Gene Ontology annotation, molecular function: vitamin binding; gamma-glutamyl carboxylase activity. The record is from RefSeq and is a predicted model, not a curated record.